AUGUUUCCUUGGGGGCUGAGCUGCCUGUCAGUGCUGGGGGCGGCUGGCACUGCUCUCCUGUGCACUUGCCUGCUGCUUAGCCUAGCCCAGCACCUAUGGACCCUCCGCUGGAUGCUGAGCCGGGACCCGGCCUCCACUCUUCCUCUGCCCAAGGGCUCUAUGGGCUGGCCCUUCUUCGGCGAAACGCUGCACUGGUUAGUUCAGGGCUCGCGCUUCCACAGUUCUCGCCGGGAGCGCUAUGGGACAGUGUUCAAGACGCACUUGCUGGGCAGGCCAGUGAUCCGCGUCAGCGGCGCGGAGAACGUGCGCACCAUCCUGCUGGGUGAGCACCGCCUCGUGCGCAGCCAGUGGCCGCAGAGCGCGCACAUCCUGCUGGGCGAGCACACACUGCUAGGUGCCGUCGGCGAUCUGCAUCAGCGGCGGCGCAAGGUCCUGGCACGCGUGUUCAGCCGCGCCGCGCUGGAGCGCUAUGUGCCGCGCCUGCAGGGGGCGCUGCGGCGUGAGGUGCGUUCCUGGUGCGCGGCGCGAAGGCCGAUCUCAGUUUACGACGCCGCCAAAGCGCUCACCUUCCGCAUGGCCGCGCGCAUCCUGCUGGGGCUGCGGCUGGACGAGGCUCAGUGCGCCACGCUGGCCCGGACCUUCGAACAGCUCGUGGAGAACCUCUUCUCACUGCCUCUGGACGUGCCCUUCAGUGGUCUGCGCAAGGGCAUCCGGGCAAGGGACCAGCUGCAUCGGCACCUGGAGGGGGCCAUUUCUGAGAAGCUUCAUGAGGACAAGGCUGCAGAACCAGGUGAUGCCCUCGACCUGAUCAUUCACAGCGCAAGGCAGCUGGGCCACAAGCCCUCCGUGCAGGAGCUGAAGGAGUCAGCUGUGGAGCUCCUCUUCGCUGCCUUCUUCACCACGGCCAGUGCCAGCACCUCGCUCGUCCUGCUGCUACUGCAGCACCCAGCUGCCAUUGCCAAGAUCCGAGAGGAGCUGGUGGCGCAGGGGCUGGGGAGCGCGUGCGGCUGCGCACCUGGGGCAGCGGGAGGCGGCUCGGGGCCCCUGCCCGAUUGCGGCUGCGAGCCGGACCUCAGCCUCGCAGCCCUGGGCCGUCUGCGCUACGUCGACUGCGUGGUCAAGGAGGUGCUGCGCCUCCUGCCGCCGGUGUCCGGGGGCUACCGCACGGCUCUGUGCACCUUUGAGCUCGACGGCUACCAGAUCCCCAAGGGCUGGAGCGUGAUGUAUAGCAUCCGAGACACGCACGAGACGGCUGCAGUUUACCGCAGCCCUCCCGAAGGCUUCGACCCGGAGCGCUUUGGCGCAGCGCGCGAAGAUUCGCGGGGCAGCUCCAGCCGCUUCCAUUACAUCCCGUUCGGCGGCGGUGCGCGCAGCUGUCUCGGCCAGGAGCUGGCGCAGGCUGUGCUCCAGCUGCUAGCUGUGGAGCUGGUGCGUACCGCGCGCUGGGAGCUGGCCACACCCGCCUUCCCCACAAUGCAGACCGUGCCCAUUGUGCACCCAGUGGACGGGCUGCGGCUCUUUUUCCACCCCCUCGUGCCUUCGGCUGCAGGGAAUGGGCUAUGCCUCUGACCUGCUUGCACUGUAGGACACGGCUUGGUCAGUGGCUGUAGCAGGCAGCGCCACCCACCUGCA
Molecule: messenger RNA, 1632 nt
Organism: Saimiri boliviensis boliviensis (Bolivian squirrel monkey)
Lineage: Eukaryota; Metazoa; Chordata; Mammalia; Primates; Cebidae
Gene: CYP26C1
Product: cytochrome P450 family 26 subfamily C member 1
Biological process (GO): sterol metabolic process
Molecular function (GO): iron ion binding; oxidoreductase activity, acting on paired donors, with incorporation or reduction of molecular oxygen; heme binding
Source: RefSeq, a predicted model, not a curated record